CAUGCAGAGUAGUGAGCUGAUAGUGACAGACCACGUGCUGACCAGCGAGGAGCUCAACGACCUCAGGAUGAACAGCGGCUGGGAGGACAGCAUCAAACGCACACAGAGGAUCAUACAGGAUGGUUCAUUGGAGUUGACAGAGACCGGCAAGGCCCUGAAGGUCCAGUCAGAGCGCCCUCACUUGGUCAGUUUGGGCGGGAGUCGGGUCAGCACGGCCAUCACAUUACUGCCGCUGCCUGAAGGCAAGACAUGCAUAGGCACCAUCGAUUCCAAGAACCCCCAGGACAUCGUCAUCCAGGGCAAGGACAUCCGACCCGAGCAGUGCUGCAUCGAAAACAGGAACAAUGUGGUUACGCUGAUCCCCAUCGGGCCGUGCACCGUGGACGGGGAACCGGCUACAGAGCCGACAAAACUCACCCAAGGUGCUAUGCUGUGCUUUGGCAAAUCCUGCUUCUUCCGAUUCAACAAUCCCUCUGAGGCCAGACGGUUGAAGGAGAAGACUUCGCGAGGUGACACCGCCAGCCAGCAGACUACAGCGACAGACCGCCUCAAUGCCAACACGAGGCCCAACACGAACGGCGUAACAACCAACGGGUACACGCCGCCCCGCGUGCAGCCCUUCCCCACAGUGAACUUUGGCCGAAGUAAUGCCAACAGCAACCAUAAUGCUGCCACAACGCGCUCAAGCCACUUAGAGCAGACUAUCGAAGCUGAGUUGAAGGAGAUCAUGCGGCAGGUCUCGACGGAGGACGAGUUCAUGAACGAGACUUACAGCAACCAGUACGCGCUGCUUGACGGUUCGCCUGACAAGGACUAUCUGAACCACCCCCGCGACGUCAUCCCAAGCACCUCUUCGACAGACUCCAGCGGCAGCGAGAUGUGGCCUGAGGCCGGCAGCAACCACCGCGACAGCGUCUCGCCCUUGUUUUUUGCCAACCACAGCGACAUCCGAGAGACGGCCAUUACGGAUGACAAUAUAGAUGGUGAAGACAGCGAGGCUAAUGCCACCAGUGAGUACCAGCCCCCUGUCAGCACCAUCAGGUCGAAAUUUGAGGAUGCCAUCCGGAACAACAGCCCUAGUCCAACUCGCAAGCACUUCCACAUCCAGACCAGCCCACGUGGGACCCUGGAGCGCGACCACCAUAAAAUCGGUCCCCAGUCCCCCACAAGAGUGAAGCUGGGACAAAGCAGUCUGUACAGCAAUAAGAACGCCCUUACAUCACCCACGCGGCGGGCGGACGGCGAACGAUCGUCCAGCGACUCCAGUCUGAGCUCUACCUCACUCACAACGGUCACCAGCACUACCAUGACAGCAACCACGGACAAAGACUCAACCGGAUCAGAUAAUUCCGGAACCAGUCUGUCGUCAUCACUGUCAACAUCCUCGUGGAGCAAAGCCACAGACUCAACCGCCAGCAGUGAGGCGCCCGGCUCAGCCAAUUCCGUCGUGAGACGGGAAACCAGACAAGAGUCUCAGAAGACACCGACACCUUCCUCCAACCCCACACCAACCGCCCAAGACCAGCGGUUCUUCGCCCCGACUGACGGCGACAUCCGCCAAACGCUGAUUGUCGACCCAGAUGACUUUGAAGAUCAGACACAAAAGGAGCUGUGCAAGAUUCACAUUCAGGCCGUGGCAGAGCGGAAAGAGGCGCAGAAGCUGGCCUCUCUGGAGAGGCAAAGAAUGGAAGAAAUCCUGAACAUCUGCGCCGAGUACGAGGCCCAGGAACGAGGAGGGAAGCCGACAACUGCAGCCCCCGUCCCUCAAAUCCCAACCCAGUCCGCCCAAGAGACUCCAACAUCCCCUGAGAAACAGCUCCCCCAACAAAACACUGAGAAGCCCCUCAUGACAAGCAGUCCCGUCAACGAUCGGCGGGCAGCAGUAGACGCCAGUCCGAUAUCAAUCGCAUCUGACGCGGGUAUCAAAGUUAUUGUUGAUUCACCGAUCGUCAGGACAAACACGUCGAUUCAGGAGACUCCUGCAAAAAUCCAGCAGUCUGUCCCAGCACCGACGUCACCCAAUAGUAAUCAGAACGUGUGGUAUGAACGUCUGAAGGACGACGGCAGUAAAGUGCCCUCUGUUGACGCCGCCACAAUGCCAAAGAUCAAAGUGGAGCCCGCACCACCCCCGAAACCGCCGCGGUUGGGAGUGCAGGACCAGAACUCGCUCAGCCCCGAAGGGAAGCAACUCAGUGGCCAAGACAUCGUCAAGGCCAUCGCUAAGCUAGAAGAGGCUCGCUCGGACUCCAUCCAUAAGAUUGAAGAUCUGGAGCGCAGACUGGACGACCUUGAGGUGCAGGAAUCAGAGAUGCUGAGAGAGGAGCGCCAGCAAGUUGACCAGGCUCGCAGCCACCUCCAGCACCUGGAGCAGGUCCACCUGGAAACAGAACGGCAGCUGCAGGCAUGCCCCAUAGGAGAGACAGCCCGCAAGCAUGCCCUGCUGUCCCAAUACCAGAGGGAGGUAGAGAAGUUGGAGCAGGAGCGCAAGCGCUUUGAGGAUCUGGAGUUCCAGCAGCUGGAGACGGAGGCUAGGAUUGAGGAGGAGAGGGAGAUCAUGGAGCAGGAGCUGAGCAUGGAGGAGUCCAAGGAGGAGGAGAAGGUUAAGACUAGGAAGGUGAACGUGACGGACAUUGACAAGCAGAUGACCCACGUCAUCACGGACGCCAAGGUGAAAGCUGAGCAACUCGAGCACGACCAGAAGGCCACGGAGCAGGAACUGGUCAAGGAGAAGGAACGAUUAGCAGGCAUCGAGAAGGAAUAUAACAGCUUGGUGAUGUACUACUCAAGAAGGUCAACUGGAGAUCAGGAGGAGACACCAGAACUGAAGAAGAUCCGGGAAUUGGCCGAGCGUCGCCUGCGCCUUCAACCAGAGAUGUCCCUGAGUGACGAGUUCCUAGCCACACGCAAGUUCAACUCCCUGCCCAGGAACAGUAAAGGGGGAGGGGCCGCCAAGGGCCCGCCCAGCGACUCCUCCUCCAGCCCCUGCCAGCUGUCCCCGGCCUCCUCCCACAACAGCCUGCCUCGUAAGGGGGACACCCUGGGAGACAUCGAACGGCACCGCCGCAUGACGCUGGAAGAGAAAGGAGACCGACUGAUUGAGGAAGAGCGCCACCGAUUGGAGGAGCUCUGCCGCCAGGCGACGAAAGAGGCCACGAUCCAGUGGGAGGAACAGAAGCAACGAGAACAGCAGCAGCUGCUGACGCCCGGUUCCCCAAAGCAAACCGGUGCCCCGAAUACCAUCAGUCCCAGUAGCUCCCUGUACAGCACCCCGCGUCAGUCGGCCGGCUCCCCCACCCAUCCCCCCUUGGGUGCGGACUCGCCUGCCGCGGUGAUGUCUAGUAGCGACUGCGCCAGUGUCUCAAGCUUCGAGAGUAUCGAGGGGCACUUGGAGACGUCCGGGGUGUACUCUGGGAACUCCACACCUUCCAGAACAUUCAGCACAGGGCCCAGCUUCACCAAGGAGGAGCGUGAGAAGCUAGCGGAGAUGGAGCGUCUCCUCAAGGAGGCCCAGGCGGAGAAGCAGGCCCUCCUGAACCAGCAGGUACCCCCCAAUAAAGCAGGCCAACAAACCCAACCCCCCAAUCGCUUAAGACAAGCCGAAGGGCAGCUCCUGAGGGAGGAACAGCGGAAGAGGGAAGACCUGGAACACCAGCUGAGGGAGGAGACACUCAUGAGGGAAGAGCUGGUGCAGACCCAAGUCCGGAUGAGGGAGAAGCAGAGGAGCGCACAGUCGAGACCCCUGACAAGGUUUCUACCGAUCACCAGUCAUGACUUUGAUCUGAGGGCCCACAUAGAGAACGCAGGACACAAUGUGGAGAUGUGCCAGGAGGCCACCCUGUCUCGCAACACCUGCCGCGGCUACAUGAUCAAGAUGGGCGGCCGCAUCAAGACCUGGCGCCGGCGCUGGUUCGUCUUCAACCGCACCAAGCGCUCCUUCCUCUACUUCUCCUCGGACCGGGACGAGUCCCGGCCCAAGGGCGGCAUGUACUUCCAGGCCAUCCAGGACGUCUACUUCGACCACCUGCGGCCCCACAAGAGCCCCGACCCCGUGCUGACCUUCUGCAUCAAGACCAAAGAGCGGACAUUCUUCCUGGUGGCUCCGACGGCCGAGGCCAUGCGGAUAUGGAUGGACGUGAUCGUCACGGGGGCGGAGGGGUACAAGGAGUUUCAGUGAAAGCUCGAAAUUGACCUGGAAUGGAAGCUUGCAUGACAAACAUCCAUGACAUGAGCAAGACUGCGUCUUGACCUCCAGAUUCUGACUAUUCAGUGGGCACCUUCUAUCGGGUCUUCGGUAACCCAAUGUUGUUAAAUGACAAAAAAAAACAAUUGCAGCUAUUGACCAAUCAACAAUUUCUGCUCUAAAUCACGUCACAACUUCUAAAAGCGGCUCCGAUAAGCUGGUGUACAGACCGCAUAAAAAUUACAUGCAAGGAUAUAUCAGAAAUGUGUGGUUUGGCUCUGCAAGCAUGAACGUCUGAUCCCAAGACUCGGAAAACGAUUUUCCAUUUGGAGUUUGAAGUUGAAGUUUCCAGGAAUUGUCAUCCAAUUUUGAUCAACUUUUUUGGCUUGUUGCCCUGUGACCUAAUAUCAGUAGUGCAACUCGGGAAUGAAACGUCAUACCUUUUUGCCUAGAUUCUGGACGUAAUUUUAACUGCAUUUAUUAUGAGUUUUAUGAUCACGGAAAGGACGCACUGUGUUCUGACAGCUGUUAACUUUUGAACCUGUGAGAGUUUCCCACUAAAUUUGUUUUGUCACUGCCCUCCAGUUUGGAUAUUAAGAUUAAGAGUCAGAGAACAGUGGGAAUUUCUACUGCAGCUUUCUGCUUUGACGACCUUUGCUCAAGUUAAUGAAAAGACAGUAGGGACUAUGUGUUGCAGGUUGUGUAUUGUGAGCUGGGCAAUAAACAGGUUGCCAGUCUACCAC
Messenger RNA from Patiria miniata (bat star), 4923 nucleotides. RefSeq names its product pleckstrin homology-like domain family B member 1 (gene phldb2). Gene Ontology annotation, molecular function: protein binding. The coding region runs from base 2 to 4174 and encodes 1390 amino acids. The transcript is spliced from 14 exons. The record is from RefSeq and is a predicted model, not a curated record. NCBI's taxonomy places the organism in Eukaryota, Metazoa, Echinodermata, Asteroidea, Valvatida, Asterinidae.